Messenger RNA from Mustela lutreola (European mink), 3342 nucleotides. RefSeq names its product piggyBac transposable element derived 1 (gene PGBD1). The record is from RefSeq and is a predicted model, not a curated record. Lineage: Eukaryota; Metazoa; Chordata; Mammalia; Carnivora; Mustelidae. Gene Ontology annotation, molecular function: sequence-specific DNA binding. The transcript is spliced from 5 exons. The coding region runs from base 826 to 3033 and encodes 735 amino acids.
GUGGGGGGAGCCGGUGAGGGACUGGAUUUGGAUGGCCGGUUGGCUGGCUCUUCUGGGAAUAUCCUGGAUAGAGAUCCAGGAUCUCCUUGAGGAGAGAAUAUCCUUGAGGACAGAGGGGUUUCCUGCGUCAGAUAGGAGGUGUAGGCGGGCAUUUGUACUGGUGCUUGGGAAAUGUGCCCUCCUGUAAGGGCCGUCCUGGCCAUGAGGGACAAAGUGGGUGGGGAAAAGUCGAGCAGGUCAACAUGGCAGUGACGUGAGGAGUCUGCAAAGGGGGUAGGGACUGUGUCUUUUAUUUUGGGGUUUCUAGGGAAUAGGGACUGUCUUUUAAUUUGGGGUUAGCAUUGUGCCUAUAAAAUAAUGUGCUUGGUAGUUUACUGAAUGACAAACCAGUAACAAAACAAAACACGGAAGGUCAGAUCCUGGGGUGUCUGAAUCCAGUCCACAGAGGAAGAGUUGAAACCCUGUUUUUGGUGGGGGAGUUGUGUUGAACGUGGUCAGAAUGGUGCUUUAGGAAAUACUAAUGCAGUGACAGUAGAACAGGCUGUGAGGCAGGGAUACCACACAGAACGUUAUUGUAGUCGUGAAUGUCGGUGGUAAUGGGGAAUACAAGGGAGGGAGUGGCUGUAAGAGGUGUUCUGGAGGAUUCCCUGGACCCAGAAUGCUUAUGGAAAGGGGCAGGGUUUAAACCUGAAUGCAUCGGGGUGGUGGUGAUGCCAGUGGGAGUGGGGAGAACAGUGAGUGCAGCUGUGACGGCCUCCGAUUUCAGCUUGGGAUGUGUUGAGUUUAUGACCCAGGAGGAUCUGGAAGGCAUCCUACUGGCAUUUUAUGAUGUGCGUCAGGAACGAAAAGCUCAGCAUGGAUGAAGCUUUGCCAGGCCUCACACCUGAAAACGGAGACAGCCUUGUGAAAGUGGAGGAGGAGGACCCCCCCUGGGAGCAGACAUGGGGCUCGAGGGAGAGCAGCCACCACGCUCAGGAGCUCUGCCGCCUGCGCUUCCGGCAGUUCUGCUACCGGGAGACCCCGGGGCCCCGCGAGGCGCUGAGCCGGCUGCGGGAGCUCUGCCGCCAGUGGCUGCGGCCCGAGACGCACAGCAAGGAGCAGAUCGUGGAGCUGCUGGUGCUGGAGCAGUUCCUGACCAUCCUGCCCGAGGAGCUGCAGGCCUGGGUGCGGGAGCAGCAGCCGGAGAGCGGGGAGCAGGCGGUGGCCGCGCUGGAGGACCUGGAGAAAGACAUGGGAGACCCAGGACAGCAGACAUCAGUGAAGACUGAGGAAGAAGCCACCCAGGCCCUUGUCACAGAGCAGUGGCCACCUCCGAGUCGGAUCCCCGGGAGCCCCCAUGGGAAGUCGGCUCAGGAGAAGGUUCCAGACGUCUGUCUGAUGGCUGAAGAAGUUGUAACUGAAGAUGGAUUAUUUAAUACAAAGACAGAAACUUCUCAAGAAACGGAGCACGCUGCUGAGGCCCCAGGAACAGCCAGUAGAGAUGGCAUGCCCCAGCCACCUUGUACUUCUGUCCCUGCUGACAGGACAGUUGCGCAUUUGAACACCCUGAAGGACCGUUACCCGGGUGACUUGUGGGCCCGAAUGCACAUCUCCUCCUUGGAAUAUGCUGCAGGAGACAUGACCCGCAAGGGGAGGAGAAAGGACAGAGCUCGGGUGAGUGAACUGCUCCAAGGCCUUGCAUUCUCUGGGGACUCAGAUGUGGAAGAAGAUAACAAGCUUGAGGCCCACCACGCUCAAAAGAAGCUAAAGAUGUCAGAUGUACCAGAGAAGAACUGGACCAAAAGAGACAUUAAACCCAACUUCCCAAGCUGGUCAGUGCUGGAUUCUGGACUUUUGAAUCUCAAGAGUGAGAAGCUGAACCCAGUAGAGCUCUUUGAGUUAUUUUUUGAUGAUGAAAUAUUCAACAUGAUUGUCAAUGAAACCAAUAAUUACGCAUCUCAGAAAAAUGUCAGCCUGGAAGUCACAGUUCCGGAAAUAAGGUGUGUCUUGGGUAUCUUGCUUUUGAGUGGAUUUGUGAGGCGUCCCCGAAGGGGAAUGUACUGGGACAUCUCUGAUGCUGACCAGAACCUGGUUAGAGAUGCAAUUAGAAGGGACAGAUUUGAAUUGAUUUUCUCAUACCUACAUUUUGCAGAUAAUAGCCACCUAGAUCAAAAAGAUAAGUUUACAAAGUUGAGGCCUCUCAUAAAGCAAAUGAAUAGAAAUUUCCUCCUGUAUGCUCCCCUGGAAGAGUACUAUUAUUUUGGUAAGACGAUGUGUGAAUGCUUUGACAGUGACCAGUUCCUGAAUGGGAAACCUCUUAGAAUUGGCUAUAAAAUCUGGUGUGGCACAACCACACAGGGUUAUCUGGUGUGGUUUGAGCCUUAUCAAGAAGACUCAGCAGUGAUGGUGGGUAAGGAUGUCGAUCUGGGUUUAGGUGGGAAUCUAGUGCUGCAUUUUGCUGAUGUUCUUCUAGAGAGAGGCCAGUAUCCCUACCACCUGUUUUUUGAUAGCUUCUUUACGAGUAUCAAAUUGGUGUCAGCCUUGAAGAAAAAAGGACUGAGGGCAACAGGAACAAUUCGAGAGAACAGGACUGAAAAAUGUCCCCUCAUGAAUGCAGAACAUAUGAGGAAAAUGAAGAAGGGAUAUUUUGAUUUCCGAGUAGAAGAAAAUGAAGAGAUAAUUUUGUGUCGUUGGCAUGGCGAUGGCAUUAUCAGCCUGUGCUCCAACGCUGUGGGCAUAGCACCAGCCCGGGAGUUCAGGGGUUCUACUAAUGAGGAGGACGUCCACCAGGGAGCUCAGCCGGCCCUAGUGAAACUGUAUGGUGAGUGCAGGGAAGGUGUCGCUAAAAUGGAUCAAAUCAUUUCCAAGUACAGGGUGAGAAUAAGAAGCAAGAAAUGGUACUCAAUUUUGGUGAGUUACAUAAUUGAUGUGGCCAUGAACAACGCCUGGCAACUACAUAGAGCCUGUAACCCGGGCACCGCUCUAGACCUCCUAGAGUUUCGGAGAUACGUUGCACAUUUCUACUUGGAGCACAACGCUAAUCCAUCAGAUUAAGGCAGAAAAAAUGAACAUGAUGCCAAUAUUAACAGGACAAAAAUAUCACAGGUACAAAUCCGAUUGUACCCUUCCAAAGCAAACCUGAUGCAUGUAAUGGAAUUAUUAAGUAAAUAUUUUUUAAAAAGACGAGCAUCUGUGUAGAGUUUCAAAGACUACUGUAACAAGUAAUUUUUCAAAAAUUAUCUGUAAAAAUGUUGAACUGAAGUGUUACCUUUUUCUAUGACUAAUUUUUGAUGUGAGAUAUGGGAAAUCAUUUGUUGAAUUGAUUAAAGAGGUACAGUUUCAUUCUUUCAGCACACAAAUUAA